GUGGCGAGCAUAUUCGGUAUCUACAAGCAAGCAAUUUUGAUUGACGGAAAUGGAGUUUUCUAUGACAUGAAGAAGCACCAAGAAUCCCAAAACGUUCUUUGCAAGUCAGAAGCAGAUACAAAAUGUAAGCAAGCAAAAUGUACGAGCGAAAUGAAUUUAGCAAAGGAAGGUUUUUGUUGCUCAACAAGAAGAGGAUAGACACAUCCGAAGAUAAACAAAUCAGUACAGAUAUUCCCGAGUAUGGAACACGCGUGCUAGCUAUUGAAAAAUCCGAGUUCUUUUUCCGUUUCUUUCUCGAUGCCCAAUCACGUGCCCCAAGCGAACAAAGGUCGUGUCUUUUCAGUAAAAAAGAGAGAUGCAAAUCUCUACAAAAGAAGGAACUUGCAUUUGGAGUAUGAGCUGGUGGGUGAGAGGGGGAGAGAGGAACUAAAAGUGAGUAUCAUGGAUGAUGUUGUGUAGGACCAGGUGGUGGUAGAUUCUGCAUCGGAAUGUCGAUGUGGCUAAAAAGGGCAACGCAAAAGGAACACCCUGACGGUGGCAAAUUGUAGGGGAGCUAGCAGUCUCCAUAUAUAAUUGUAUUUCCUAUUCAACCUGUAUUCUUCUUUAUUCCCAAUUAUUGUCAGAGACAGACGAGCAGCAAUCCGAAAGGCCAACCCUUUCGACUGGGCUUUCGGGUUCGGGAAAGAGAAAGAGGGUGAGUCUUCUUUUACGCAAUCUCACAGGAGGGCUCUCUGAUAUUUCUUUCCUAGAAUCGUUUUCCCAUUGUAGCUUCGAUUUUCCAGGGAAACUUCGAAGCAGAUCUGAUAAGGCUUUUGCGUGUCUUUCUUGUAUUGCAUGACAUGGGAACAAGAUGUGAUUUGUAACAGAGCAGUGGUUGUCUUGGAUGCUAUUCCAAUCCGCCGCUAACAAGAUCAGUGGAUGCGCCAUCAAAAGGAUUGCAGAUUCAAGAUCAGAAGGUGAAGAAACCUAUCAUAUUAGAGGAUUUCUGGACGACCAGCACCUGGGAUAUGGACAACAGCACAAUUCAGUCACAAGGAAGCAUCUCCUCAAUUAGUACAACCAACCAAGUUCUGGAUCUGCAUGGCGUUGCUGGCAGUGCUAACACCCCUUCUGAAUUUGUAAAUCAUGGUCUUCUUCUCUGGAAUCAGACUAGGCAGCGUUGGGUAGGAAAUAAAAGAUCUGAGAUCAGGGGCCAACAGGCUCGAGAACCCAAAUUAAGUUGGAAUGCAUCAUAUGAAAGUUUGCUUGGGAGCAACAAGCCCUUCUCACAUCCUAUACCGCUUGCUGAAAUGGUAGAUUUUCUUGUCGACAUCUGGGAGCAGGAGGGAUUAUAUGAUUGAGCAGCUGAAGUAUACAUUAAGUUUUUUAGAUAUAAAAAAUCCGCCAUUGCUGCAUUCAAGUUGCUUCCAUAGCAAGAGGGUGAUUUGAGCAAACUAGGGCUUGUCUACCAAUUGUAACAUCAACCAGCAUGUCAAUGCUGUGGCUUUUAUAAUCCAGGCUUUUUGACACGCUUGUAUUACCUUUAAUUCAGGAUAAGUUCAUGGGGGCAAGUUUUGCAGAAUCUCUUAAAGGUUGUCUA
Molecule: messenger RNA, 1579 nt
Organism: Juglans microcarpa x Juglans regia
Lineage: Eukaryota; Viridiplantae; Streptophyta; Magnoliopsida; Fagales; Juglandaceae
Exons: 6
Coding region: 1008-1340 (110 amino acids)
Source: RefSeq, a predicted model, not a curated record